AUGUUUUUGCUGAACGAGAACGAGGAAUCCCCCAAGGAUAUCCUCUUGAACGAGCUCAAGUACAAAAUCCGAAUGCUGGCCGGGAUCGUCUUCGUUAUCAGGACCAUCCCCAUGGUUGUAAGUUUAUUCAGCAAGAGCGCCGAC
Plasmodium cynomolgi strain B is the source of this 144-nucleotide messenger RNA. RefSeq lists its product as hypothetical. The record is from RefSeq and is a predicted model, not a curated record. Lineage: Eukaryota; Apicomplexa; Aconoidasida; Haemosporida; Plasmodiidae. The annotation marks the transcript as partial. The transcript has a single exon.